Molecule: messenger RNA, 3476 nt
Organism: Actinia tenebrosa (Australian red waratah sea anemone)
Lineage: Eukaryota; Metazoa; Cnidaria; Anthozoa; Actiniaria; Actiniidae
Biological process (GO): proteolysis
Molecular function (GO): zinc ion binding; metalloendopeptidase activity
Source: RefSeq, a predicted model, not a curated record
CAAUUUUAAGAGAUAUUUUAUAUCGGAAAUUUUAAAGACCUUUUUUGUUGGUUUUUAAUUGGUUAUUUUAUUAUUAUUUGUAUUUAUUUUAUGGUCAAGGGAUAAGAGAAAGACAUCGUGGUUACGAGAACAGCAGGUUACCACUAUGUAUAGUAUUUUGAUUGGCUGUUUUGUGACAGCUCUUCUAGCUAAUGCACAGGAUUAUCAAUAUACAACUAAUACAGGAAAAUAUCCUCAGCAAGAACAAGAUAUGCAGCAACCUGAAAAUGAACAUCCACACCAUAUCUUAGCUGAUCCGAAUAUCGUUAACUCCUACACGAAGUCUUACAAAGAAACCUUCGGAGAGCUAAACCUUGGUCAUAAUUAUUUCGAGGGCGAUAUCAUUCUCACUCAUCAACAGAGUGAUUUCAUCGCCAGAAGUCUUGCCGAUGACAAUACUUUACAAGCCAGAGCCCUCGUUAAGGAUGUACGUAAACUAUGGGACAACCGAGAAGUGCCCUAUGUUAUUGGUGACGGCCUAAGGGAUGAAUCGAAGGAGUUCGUCAAAUCAGCUGUAAAAGAGUGGAAGGAUAAGACCUGCAUGAAGAUAAGACCGAAAAAAGACUCCGACACUGACUUCAUUGAGUUUGUCUACGAUGGAGGCUGUUCAUCGUAUGUUGGUAAAAUUGGUGGCAGACAGACGAUAUCAGUGGGAGCCGACGACGGAUCAAUCACUUGCAAACAUGGCAACAUCGUGCAUGAACUUGCGCAUGCAAUGGGAUAUUUUCACGAGCACAGCAGACCUGACAGAGAUGAUUAUAUCAAAGUCAUAUGGAACAACGUUAUGGAUGGUUACGAGAAGAAUUUUCGCAAGGAGACCGUUUCAACAGUGGAUUCUCGGGGCGUUCCAUACGAUUACGACUCAGUCAUGCACUAUGGGGCGUUUUUCUUUUCUAAUAGUGAGGGAGACAAGACCAUUGAAACAAAGAAAGAAGGCACAUCGAUUGGUCAACGUGUUGGGCUCAGUGACCUGGACGUAAAACAGGCUAGACUACUCUAUAAUUGUGAUGGUGACUUCGAUGAACCUCGCUCAAACACUCAGUACUACGACACAAUGAAGAGAACACAUGUCAAGAAAGACAAAGAGGAACAAAACCUCUCCAGCAAGAAAUUCUCCACAAACAAGAAACAUACUCACCAAGCUCAUCUGAAGAACGCUGUAAAGCAAUACGUUCAAAAGAUGAACAGCAAAAACAAGAAGGUUUUUACCAGCAGAACAAAAACUACUGGUGUGAAGAAAAACAGCAUGGAAGGAUUUCCUGAGAAUACGAGACUGCUAAAUACCCAGCAAGCAUUGCAGCCUCAAGAUACCCAGCAAGCACUGCAAUCCCAAAAUACCCAACAGGCAUUGCAACCCGUCGAUACCCAGCAACCAACGGGACCUGAAAGUACGCAACAAACAACAGUUCCUGUAGUUACCAAUCAUGCAUUGCAGCCGUUAAAUACCCAGCAGGCUAUGGGAUCGGCAAAUGCACAGCAAGGUGGCGCAAGUACUAAAGAGGGCGGAAAUCCAGAAAUAGUAGUUACAGAUGAUGAWCUAGCUGAGGAAAAUUUAGGGAUGGGCUACUUUGAGGGCGACAUGAUUUUGACAGAUUAUCAAAGACAGUACUUGGAAGGUCUAAAGGAUGAUAGUAACCAAGCAGCCAAACGAGCACUCAUCAAGAACACUACCUUCUUAUGGCCUGAACGAACUGUCUAUUACACGUUUGAUGAUAGUGUUGAUGAAAUCGGGAGAAAAAAUGCUGAAAGUGCUAUAAAACACUGGCAAGACAAGACGUGUUUGCAAUUCAAGAAGAGAACAAACGAGAAGGAUUACAUCAAUUUUGUUUUCGAAGGAGGCUGCGCGUCACGUGUUGGUCGAGGCGGAGGGAUGCAAAAGCUGACAAUCGGAUCAACAGAGUUAAGGUGUAAAAAAGGGAACAUCAUUCAUGAAGUUGGGCACGCCCUAGGAUUCUUCCACGAGCAUAGUAGACCUGAUAGAGAUGAAUACGUUGAGGUCAUUGUAAAGAACAUUAUGCCAGGAUACGAAAGAAAUUUUCUUAAGUUUUCAACCAAAUUCAUCGACUCUAGGAACGUGCCUUACGACUAUGGAUCCAUCAUGCAGUACGGUCGUAAUUUCUUUUCCAAGUUGUCGUUACUUUUGCCCACCAUGCAUACAAAGAAGAAAACUGCUGAUGACAAGGACGUAGAAAUAGGCCAAAGAAUUGCGCUCAGUGACAUGGAUAUCCUGCAGACUAACCUACUCUAUCAGUGUGAUGGACGUAAGCGUCUUACAGAUGACCAGCGGGAAGAGCUUGAACAAGAAUAUUCAGAUCCCAUGACAGGGCCGUGUGGAGAUGCUUAUGACUCAAACUCCUGCUUAGCCGUAAAGUCGUUCGGAUAUUGCCAAAAGUACCCACGUACCUUAAGACGUGCCUGCGGUCAAACCUGUCAGCUGUGUAGCACGCUACCAUACCAGGGUAGAAAGAACAUUAUAUCUAGACUGAGGCUAGACGAGCUUAGCAAAAGGAAGACCAAUAAUAAGAAGAGGAAUAAAAUGCAUGGCGGAAAGCAUUAGACAGACAUGAAUGAUGCUGUGUAUCGCUCAAAUUCAACCACGUUACCUUAGUAUUACACAAAAACAAAUCAAAAGCAUUAUUCUGCACAUGGCGCUUACUAUAUUAUUCCUUAUUACUCUACAGUCCAAAAAUAAUGCCUCUGGUAUAUUCACUCCGAUAAUAAUGCACCCAUAGUCAUCUAUGGAAACAUAUUUCAAACUUAAAAUUCGAAUUCGUAUGCAUUCUUGACACGUUUGUGACGUCAUCGUCGCCAUGUUGAAUGAUUUUUACAAAAGGUAUCCUCCAACAUGGUGGGCAUGUUUUCACACAUUCUCUUGAGAUAAGUUGCAUCUCGUAAAUUUGUUUAAAUCACUAACUGAUAAAGUGUCAUUCGCCAUGUUGGAUGAUUUUUCACAAAAGAUGUCCUCCAACAUGGUGGCCAUGUCAUCGUUCAUUCUCUUCUGAUAACACAGACUUGCCUAAUUUUGGGCAAGAAAACAAGUAUAAUUCUCACUUUCUUCUCGAAAGAUAGUGUCGUUAGAACGUUAUGCUGGCAUAACAAGCAAAAAUUUUCAAUGCUUUUMAGCCUGUUUCCGGUUCCGUCAACUCCAAACUUCUGUUUUAACUUCCGGUAAAUAGAACAGGGAACCCACACUAAAUAAUUUUGGUUUGAAGGGUUUCAUUACUCUUUCAAUUUUUAUCAGAUAUUUGACAUUUUAUAUCUUAGUAGCAGUAUUACUGACCUGAUAUCAUACUAGUACAAUAUUGAGCUUUACUGUGUAUAUGUUCUAUAAAAACUUUGUCAUGUACUGUACCCUGUAUGUUGUUUACUAUAAUUUGUUUGUAGGAUUUAUUUGCUUAUUGAAUCGAACAGAUCUGAAACUAAAAUUUGUGCCUUCA